AUGGUUGAACUAUUAGGAACACAUUGUGAAUAUCCAGAAUGUAACACACUAGAUUUUCUCCCGAUCUACUGUUUUCAUUGUGAGAAAACAUUUUGUAAACGUCACGGUUCAGCACCUGAUCAUUCGUGUAUAUCUUUACAACAGACAAAUUUAGAAAAUUCGACAUCAAAUUUACCGUUUCUUCCAUGUGCUUAUUCAAAUGGCUGUAAAAGUCAAAAAUCUCCGAUUAGCUUCACAUGUUCAUUAUGUCUGAAGAAUUUCUGUGUUGAACAUCGUCACGUCGACGAUCACGAAUGCCCAAAUCGAGCACAACAACAGCCGAUGACUCAUUAUGCAUCUCAAACGAAUAAGAGUGAGCCGAAAGCGACGAGUAAUUACCCAACAGAGAAGUUCGUUGGAACGAAAAAUGAAGCGUUGGCAAACAAAGUGGCGAUUAUGAAGUUAAAACAAAGUGCGAAAGGACCUGUCGGAGUUCCAAUGGAGAAUCGACUUCAUGUAUUUGUACAAAUUGAUGACGGCGAUGGAAAUAAUAAACGAUACCCGUUUUAUCUAUCGAAGCUUUGGCCAUUGGGAAAAGGACUUGAUUAUUUAACCAAAGAAUUGAAAUUACUAUCAGCAAAUCGUAUUAUAAUUUUGGAAAGAGAAGACAUUCAAUUGGAUUUAUCGGCGACAAUUAGCGAUUUGAAACAGUUACAUGAUGCAGAUGUGAUUAUUCUGAGAAAAAAUUGA
Adineta ricciae is the source of this 729-nucleotide messenger RNA. Lineage: Eukaryota; Metazoa; Rotifera; Eurotatoria; Adinetida; Adinetidae. The record is from the annotation of a GenBank genome assembly.